This is a messenger RNA of Anneissia japonica, 1589 nucleotides long. Its product is annotated as dnaJ homolog subfamily C member 25-like. Gene Ontology annotation, cellular component: endoplasmic reticulum membrane. The coding region runs from base 71 to 1051 and encodes 326 amino acids. Gene Ontology annotation, biological process: protein folding. Lineage: Eukaryota; Metazoa; Echinodermata; Crinoidea; Comatulida; Comatulidae. The record is from RefSeq and is a predicted model, not a curated record. The transcript has 10 exons.
CCGAUGUCAACAACAGCAUGGAUGCAUCCGUAGCCUGAAUGAAAAAGGUACCUCAAUAAUAUAAUACAAAAUGGGCCCGAUUGUGGUACUUUUAGCACUAUGCUCUAUAAGAGGUUGUGAAGCACUUAUCGAAGGCUUAUACUGUGGUAAAGAAAAUUGUUACGACGUAUUGAAUGUCUCAAGGGAUGCAACAAAGGGCGAAAUCAGUAAGAGUUACCGACGUCUAGCCAGGCUCUACCAUCCUGACAAAUACAAGGGAAAGGAUGGAGAAAAGAAAUUCAUUUCCAUAAGCAAUGCAUAUGAAAUCCUGAAGGAAGAUGACUCCAGGCAGGAUUAUGAUUACAUGCUGGAUAAUCCAGAUGAGUUGUACAGAAAUUAUUACCGGUACUAUAGAAGGAAGGUUGUUCCAAAGGUUGACCCCAAAAUUGUUGUUGCUGUUACUAUAAGCGUCAUAUCUCUUAUUCAGUACUAUGUAUGGUGGGCACGCUACAAUGAAGCUAUCAACUCCAUUAUGAUGGUUCCUAAGUACAGAUUGAAAGCUAUGGAAAUGGCCACAUCACAAGGCCUUAUAUCCAAGCAAAAGAAGAAAGAUAAAAGGUCAAAGGAUGAAAUAAAGGAAGAAGAAAAUGAAAUUCUAAGAAAAAUUGUGGAAGAAAAUGCAGAUAUACGUGGUGUGUACUGCAAGCCUCUUAUUACAGAUGUACUGUGGAUACAGAUAUUUAUAUUUCCAUAUUAUAUAUUUAAUUACAUUGUGUGGUAUCUAAGAUGGAUCUGGAAGUUUAACAUCAAGAGGGAAGAGUAUGGUGAUGAUGAGAAGCAAUACCUUAUAAGGAAACACUUGAGGGUGUCACAAGGACAAUUUGAUGCUCUAACUGAUGAGCAGAAGCAAGUUUAUAUAGACAGAGAGGCUUGGGUAUUUCAAAAUUUUAAGGAACUUAAAGAAGAACUCAUGGAAGAAGAAAGGAAGAAAUUAGCAAAUAAUAGCAAAUAUAAAAUGUACAGAAGGUUCAUGAAAAAUAAGGGUGUCUCUAGAAUGACCUUUGAAGACUAAUGUGUAAUUGUUAUAAAUGAGGAUGUCUCAUGAACUGUUAUUAUUGGGUUAAAGCUGAAUUUGUUGGUCCAAAUAUUCAGGGACAGAUCCUAGUUUAUAUGCUAUACCCUCACACUGGAACUCAGGUGGUCUUGUAGGUCUGUAAUGCAAGUAGAAUAUCAAAGUAGUCUUGACUAUACAUUAACAGGUAUUGUGGAUUUGUUUUUACAUUUUUUACAUAUUAUACUUUACAAUUAAAUUUACUAACCCUUUGCUACUGUGCUGCAGCAACCACUUUUUUUUUAGCAUUUUCUGCUUAGAAAUAACCACACUUAGGUACUAUGCUGCUUCAAUUAGCAUGUAACAUUUACAGCACUGUAUUAACUCCCCAUGUGAAGGUUUACAAUAUAUAUUUAUAAGUACGUUUUAAAAUUGGGCUUACAUUUGAUUAUCAAUAUUAUAUUAUUGGUAUUUAUUUUAAAAAAAAAUCUUAUUUUGUUUCAAAUUGCAUCUUCUAUAUUGAAAUAUUUCAUACCAAUAAAAGAAUUAUUCAAGUGUA